Messenger RNA from Periophthalmus magnuspinnatus, 4267 nucleotides. RefSeq names its product zinc finger DHHC-type palmitoyltransferase 8b (gene zdhhc8b). The coding region runs from base 301 to 2577 and encodes 758 amino acids. Gene Ontology annotation, biological process: protein palmitoylation. NCBI's taxonomy places the organism in Eukaryota, Metazoa, Chordata, Actinopteri, Gobiiformes, Gobiidae. The transcript is spliced from 11 exons. Gene Ontology annotation, molecular function: palmitoyltransferase activity. The record is from RefSeq and is a predicted model, not a curated record.
ACUGACACAUGCAGCAGGCUUUGCGGUGGUGGCUCCACCUUUUUGAGCGGUUCAGUGACCUCACUAGUGGGCUGGUUUGGAAGGGUGGGAUUUCCAGGCUUUCACAGAGCUCAAUGUAUUCCUGCUGCCUCUAUCUUCGGAUCUAUGCGGCUUCACCGAUAGAGGAAAAAAACGGGUCUGGCUGUUCUUCUUCCAGUCGCCGCAGAUCAGGCCUGCCGCACGCGCCGCUCUACCCGAGGACCUCUUUUCUACAUGAGACUGAUAUCGGAAUAACUAACUGAGGAAUGUGGAAAUUACAGAAUGCCCGACAGCACUGGAAAGAGAUUUAAACCCACGAAAUACAUCCCAGUAUCCACAGCUGCCACGCUUCUUGUGGGGUCGACCACUUUAUUCUUCGUCUUCACGUGCCCCUGGCUGACCAAGGUAAUCUCCCCUGCAGUGCCUCUCUACAAUGGCCUGGUUUUUCUCUUCGUUUUGGCCAAUUUCAGUAUGGCAACCUUCAUGGACCCUGGAGUGUACCCCAGAGCGGACGAGGAUGAGGACAAGGACGAUGAUUUCAGAGCUCCUCUCUAUAAGAACGUGGAGAUCAAGGGCAUUCAGGUCCGGAUGAAGUGGUGCGCCACCUGUCACUUCUACCGGCCGCCGCGGUGUUCCCACUGCAGUGUGUGUGACAACUGUGUGGAGGACUUUGAUCAUCACUGCCCCUGGGUAAAUAACUGUAUUGGACGAAGGAACUAUCGGUAUUUCUUCCUCUUCCUGCUGUCUCUGAGUGUGCACAUGAUCGACGUGUUUUCUUUUGGCCUCAUCUUUGUGCUUCACCACCGAGAGAGGCUCAGCGCAUUGCAUACCACUGUCACUCUUGUGGUGAUGUGUAUAGCAGGGCUCUUCUUCAUUCCAGUCAUGGGACUUACAGGAUUUCAUAUGGUGCUAGUGGCUCGGGGUCGAACUACCAAUGAACAGGUGACGGGCAAGUUUCGUGGAGGAGUAAAUCCCUUCACCAAGGGUUGCUGUGGCAACGUGGAGUACGUUUUAUGCAGUCCUUUGGCGCCGAGAUAUAUGCUGGAUCCCAGGAAAAAGCCCCAUAUCAAUAUCCAGCCCCCAUUUAUCAGGCCGGACCUCUCCGACAGGCAAAUCACCAUCAAGGUCAGCGACAACGGUAUCCACGGCACCAUCCUCAGCUCCAAGUCUAAAAACAGCUUGGAUGGUCUGGAUGAAAAAGAAAUCCAGCCCCCUCUCCCUCCCAAAGCUGACAGGUACAACCUCAAAAACCAUCUGAUCUCCAGUGAAGUAGAGAGCUCUCUCUCUGGAAAGACCCAUCCCUCGACUCCAGCCAUGUACAAAUACAGGCCAUCCUUCAGCACCAUGCCCAAGGUUCACUACCACAACUCUCGGGAGAAGAUUAUCAUGGGAGAGGAAUGUAAGACUUCAGCCAUUCUGGAGGAGGGCGUCCGUGGUCACGACUACCGCUCAGAGCCCAACCUAGACCUGCCUGAAUACACUAAUGCUCCACUCCAUCGCACGUUCCAGUCGUCUCCUCUGCAGCUGGAUUCUGACCCUGUGAACUCUCGCUCCCUCAGCCUGAAGCAAGCUCAACGCCGCUCCGAGAAGGGCCAUCUUACAGCACUCCAGCCUCAAACAGUCACCUCCACCCCCUACAAGAGUGUCUUUUCGCCCAACACACUGUCCAACAGGAAUGGCAGCCUGUCCUAUGACAGCCUGCUCAAUCCCAGCAUCUCCCCAGGUACUGCCAAUGAGUACAUGGCCCACCGUGGGAUGCCCUCCAUGGGCUUCCACUCUCCUUAUCUGCCAACCAAAAUGUGCCACAUUAAGGAACCUGAGAACCAGAGGCAGCAGGUCACAACCACCUACAGUCCAGUGAUGCCUGUGCGAGUGGGCCGGCAGUCCCCUCACCAAAGAGACAGGGACCCAUCUCCAGUGCGCUAUGACAACCUGUCCCAGACCAUCAUGGCCUCCAUCCAGGAGCGAAAGGAGAUGGAGGAGAGGGAGAAGCGCCAGAUGUUCCAUGGGCGCUCACAACCACACAUUUAUGCCCAGGACUCUGGUGUGUUUGAUGGACCAGGGGGGUACGGGCUGCCCCCUAGCGGCUGUUAUCCAGAUGGGACUCGAUCUCGAGGCCCAACACCUCCAGCCUACAGUGGCUCUAGAGACAACCUCAUGGGAGUGGGGUUGGUGAACUAUGGCCAGCGCACCCCGGUCUUGCGCCAUGGCGGGUCCACCAUGGGCCGAGCCCUAAGGACUUCCUCUACUUCGCUGCACACUGACCACAGCAGCUCCAACAGCAGCAGGGCCACGGAGGGCUAUCGCUCCCCCACACAUCAGCCCCAUUCUCCCAUUGUCCCCCGCUCCCCAUCCUAUUCCCACCACAAACUCUCCUACAUGAACGCCCAUGAAAGGACAGACUCCCCUCGCCUGGGAGCUCCAAGAGAAACCAUAAUAGUUAAUGGGCAGAGGGACUGCCAUCCCAGUGCCCACGGCACCCCCCUCAGCCCCAGUCGCCACAGUAACGUCAAAAAGAUGACUGGCAUCGGUGGCACCACCUAUGAGAUCUCUGUGUGAGGAAGUGCUCUGGAGUCACAUCUCAAGACUGUAACAUCUCUGUUUUCAAAGAGCAGGUCACUCCUUUUGAUAGGAUAAGCCUGCCUCUACUGAAGCCUCUAACAGGGUGUGAGACACCACUGCUGUUCGGGCGGUAAUGAGGGGAAAGUUUACGUGUUGGCUCAUAAUCUUGGUCACAGGAGUGUAGUUGACAAUGAUUGUUUGUUGGUUGUAACUUGUAACAAUACAUUUUUUCCAACUGUCACACACAAAAUUAACUGUAGACUACAGUGAGGUGUAUCUACUUGACACUUGGAAAAAAAAAUAAAAAUCCACCACAUGACUUUUGGCCUCAAGUCAAGGUGCUCUGUAAAACCUGCACUGCAUCAUCUUUUUUCAAGUGAAGUGUUUUUGAUAUUACAACACAACUGGAUGGAGAAGCACAUAUUUAGAGGGAGGGCUAACAGCUAUCAAUAUUCAAAUGUAAAUUAAUUUAUUUACAAAUGUCAUAUUUUCAUAAAUCUACUAAAUGAAUGUCUUUUUGUUUAUGUCAAUUAAUUGUUGGAAACAACCCCUUUUUUUUUCUCAGUGCAGUUUUUCAAUGAUCAUUGGUAAUUUCUUGGUUCAAGACAUUGGGUGACUAUUGCAUUUGGAUAGAACAGGAAUACCUCAUCACAGUGGAGGGUAUAGGUCAGCAUUGCACAACCGAAAAACUUUGUUUUCUUAAUGUUUAAAUUUGUUAAAAACGAAACAAAUUUUGAUAUGUAUGUUAUGUUUGCGUCCAUAAUGUAACGGUUGUAUGCAUAUGUCAUUGUAACUGGUAAAAAGCUAACUGGUUGUUGAUUUGAUUUAUUUUGUAUUUUUUCUAAUUGUGUUUUAUUUACCCAUACUUUAAAACUUAUGUUUGAUACAUACAUUUUUAUAUCGUAGGCAAAUAACUGAAGCCUGGGCUAGAUUUGAGUGCAUUAUGUUUAUGUUGAGUCUUCAAUGAUGACUUAAAAGCCUAAAAAAAAGUUGUACCUUGCAGUGUAAAAAUAAUCUUACUUAAAAUGUGAUGCAAACAAAAGUUACUCUGUAUUUAACAUCUAAAAGAUAUCAAAAAUGGCUAUUUGAUGAAAUUCAGCUUCUGUCUGUACAAACCAGUACCACUUUAAUAAGUGGCAGCUGAACUUGCAUUUUAGCUUAUCAUCAAGGUAUCAAUGGACACCUACAAUAGUAUCUGCGUUAAAAGAUUUGACCACUAUGCCUUUAAAGACAUAAGACAAUUUUCAGCGAUACUGGUUACCAAAGGUACAUGUCAAAAACUCUCUAGAUUGCUGGAUUUUAGGUGAGAUCACACAAUAUAAGCUAUAGGCUCAGUGGUAAAUUGAGAUAAGGACAGUAGUUGUAAAUUGCUAAAUUUGGUGACUGAAAACUGAGAUAAACAACCUUGUCACUAAGCGUGACACAUUGACACAUUCUAAUGUUUAAGUACAACCAGUAUGUUUCUAAGAGCUAUUCAACCCAAGUAUGCUUAAUAUAGAGUGGGCAUCUCUGCACCUCUUUAAUGCCAAUUCCCCUUAAAAUAAACUGCCACUAGUCUUUGUUUUGGGAAUGGACUUCACUGCAGGUCAGGGGCCAUUCCUGACCGUACUGAAGCAACUACCGUAUGUACAAGAUCAAUUGAACAAAAAUUCAUAUUUUUGUGAAGAAGAAACCUCCCAAUGGAGUA